CGACGUCAAACAGUGUCAUAACAAAAUAGUUUUUCACCCAACAAAAAGGCGUUCCACUUCUCAAACGCGUUCUUUAAUUUAGGCUAGAGUGUAGUGUGUGCCUGAGUGUAGGGGGAUUGGGUCGAUACUGUAUCGGCUGGGCUGGAUAUUUGCGAUGAAACGAUCAAUUAAUUGAGCGAGAACACUCGCGCACGGUUCGGCUAAAGCGGGGGUAAUCGACGGGGCACCCGAUCACAUACCAAAGGGCAGCUCUCCUCCCCAGCAGCAGCAGCAGCACCAUAGCCCAGUGUCGGACACGCUCUGAUUGCCAUCUAUAUAAGCGUAAGAGGCUAUUGGCAUCUGGUGAACGCGAGCGCCCAUCGCUCGCGAAACCGCAUCGAAAGGGCCCUCUUUCUUUCGGGCGCUAAUGUAAGGCACAGCCCCGCUACACAAUUUCGCCACCGCCCAUUCCGUAGUUAGCCUUGGCGCACGAUGGACUCCACACUGGACCGCACGUACGUGUCGGAUUACUUUGCGAAUCUGAACGAAAUCUCGAAAAAGAUCGCCCUCGACAUCGACGAAAUACGCGGGGCGUACGAGCACAUCUGGGAGGAUCUGAGCCGCGAGGAGCAGAUGGAGAUAGUGAACGAAACCAUCAUCAAGCCGGAGCUGGCACUGAAGUACUUUGACAACUUUUCCACAUCGACCGAUUCGCUGCAGCGAAUCCUGGGCACGGAUGAUGACGAUCCCACCACCGGGGGAGGCGGAGAGGAAGACCGCAACGCCAACCGGUACGAUGGCAAGCGGCUGCAAACGUUCCAGUACGUGCGCACCGGCCGCAAGGUGAUCACGGACGACAGUGUGGGCCUGUACCGGGACGAACAUUCGGCGCCGUUCUCGCACAAAACCAAAAGCCAAAUCAAUCUCACCCUCUUCCCACCGGACCGGGCCGAGCCGGACGCGAAGAAGCCGCACGACGUCAGCGUGAAGGCGGCGGCCGGGCUGCUGGCCAAGAAGCUGCUGCUCAAAUCGCCGAAACCGGACGACGCGAACGGCGGGCCGCUGGCGAAGGGACGCGACGGGGCGGCAGCGACGAAGGCGAAGGAACUGCCGGCGUACGACAGCGAGCAGAACAUCAUCCUGACGGAGGAGGCGUACGGUACCAAGACAACCGGGGCCGGCUUCCUGAGCAAGUUUAACAAUCUCAUCUUCAACCAGUCGACCGCACUGGAGAUGACGACGGCCGCAUCGGCUGCUUCGAUCAAUGGCAGUGACGAGCUCGAUGGCGGAGCGCUCGAGCAGGACGAGUUCGAUGCGGACAACGACAAGGUGAACCUGUUCACCAAGAGCGCCAAAAACGAGUGCCUUCACCGUGCGCAGUCCUCGUCCGUGGAGGAGGACGACAAGAACUACGACGAGCUGAACAGCCUGCUCGGCAACAGUAAAGGGUUUGAUUUUCUCAACAACUGGUAAAGUAAAGGACAAAACAAAACGAAACAAAAGAAAGCUUCCCCCUUGCCUUAGCAGUAACGGUAGCACAGGCACAACACACCAAGUCUCAUGACGCAUGAGCGCUCUGCUAGUCGCUUUAGUUCUGUCUGCCGCGCUAAUGCCUCAUCCCAUGGUGAAAGGAUAGGUUUCAGGACAGUGCAGGGCUGUAAAAUAUUCUUAUUCUUUCCCGUUUUUCCUUGCAAAUCGCACCAAAGCACUGGCGAUUAAAAAGCCUUUUUCUUAGUCUGCAGUUAGCUAGAGCACUGCUUCUCUGAAGCAGAGGACGCAUUAGCUGUUUGCUCGCUAUUAGGACCUCUCUACUUAGGACUCAAUCCACUCAACCUUAUGAAAUACUCAAACACGAGAGAACGAAAUGAACAAAUAUCAAACAAUCCCAGAACAGACUGAUUGUAAUCUCACAUCAUGCUCCAUAACAGAACGUUUGUAACCUCACGGCAGUAGAAGCGGUGGCGUAGUGCGUAGUAGAAAAACAAGACUAAAUUGUCCUUCCUUUGUAGGCACACACACACCCCAUCUGGCUUAGAGGAAACCACCAGGGGGUCAUGUAUUGAAACCAAAAGCGACAAAGAAUUUACUACUGUCCCCUACUCUAUUCAACCAAAUCAUAGUAGCCUUCCGUCCAAGUUGGACGGAAUUUUGGCUCCCUGCGCAUCAUUUUAAGGCCAUUAUUAUUCAUCGUUUAGGAAUUAGGUGUAAGGGCAUUAUACAAAAAAAAAUUAGGCUACACUCCCUUCAGAAGAGUGGUGGCAUUACUAAUAUAUGUACUCUCAACUAGUGCUGCAAAAUGUCAUGAGCAUCACGAGAUGUUCUCCAACGAGAACAAUGAACACAUCCGUGGUAGCUUGAUGGUCAUUGUUGAUACUCAAUGAAAGUGCGCCAUGACAUGCGGAAAACGACAUGCGAGUGCUUGAGUCAAAUGGGAAUCUCUGACUCACAAGCUGUGCUUAAUGCUGUCACAAGCAUAAUCAUGACUUUUUUCAUGCUGUGAACAGUGCUGCCAAAUGCUUCUGUUUCAGUCACCACCACUCACGACUGAAACGAAGCUCAAAUCAGCUCACGUAAACAUCUGAGAUGAUCAGAGGUGAGACUCAAACAGUUGAUGGAUCAAUCAACAUGCUUGGUGACAUUUUAUUUAGCACCCAACUCUUGAUUACUCACUUGGUCAUGACAUUUUUUGUCGAUCUGUUUAUUGUCUGUAGGGUCAAAAAUAUGCUCAUUUUGUUCAUUGGAACCGCAAGCAUCGCAUAUCUCUCAUGACUAUCAUGAUGAUCACCGACACAAAAUGUCGCGACCAAGUGACUGAGUUGGUUGCACAAAAUGUCACCAAGCAUGUGACGGUCGCACCAACUGUUUGAGUCUCGCCUCUGAUCAUCACAGUAGAGCUCGUGACGCUGACAUGACAUUUUGUUUCAGCCAGAAUUUGUCAUAACUAUAACAUUUUGCGGAACUGAUCACAGUAAAAAAAGUCAUGACAUAGAAGCUGACCAAGCGAUGGUUGCAUUAAUGUCACGAAGCAUGCAUUGAUCACACCAUUCGUUUUGAGUAUCACCUCUGAUUAUCACAAUUGAGUGCGUGACGCUGACAUAGAUUUUGUUGCAGUCAGAUUUUUUCAUGACAUUGACGGUGACAUUUUGCAGCACUGCUCUCAACUACUUUCUAUUCUCAUUCAUCGCUCAUUUUUGGCAGUAGCUUUCCCUAAUGGUUGGAAACGGGAGGCCACGCAUAUAUUUAUUCGCAACCAACAUCAUUUUUACAACUAAAUUAAACCAACAAUCAUUCAGCGAAAUAUCAGUAAUAACGGUAAUACCUCAUCUUCAUCAACACGAAACAAAAAAAGAAACACAAACACACCCAUGUUUAGCGCCUAGUGAUGAUAUUCGAACAGAGAAAACUGACAAGUUAAUGAUAACCGAUAAUAGCUCCAGCAAACACUCAGACAUUUCGCAUCGUUUUUGGUAUACAAAACUGUAUUCAGUGCUCUCGUAGGAAGAAGAGUCAAUAAAAGCAUCAUUCAUACAUAAAAAA
Messenger RNA from Anopheles gambiae (African malaria mosquito), 3516 nucleotides. RefSeq lists its product as uncharacterized. The record is from RefSeq and is a predicted model, not a curated record. Bases 472 to 1452 code for a protein of 326 amino acids. NCBI's taxonomy places the organism in Eukaryota, Metazoa, Arthropoda, Insecta, Diptera, Culicidae. The transcript has a single exon.